Messenger RNA from Podarcis lilfordi (Lilford's wall lizard), 18703 nucleotides. NCBI's taxonomy places the organism in Eukaryota, Metazoa, Chordata, Lepidosauria, Squamata, Lacertidae. The record is from the annotation of a GenBank genome assembly.
GGAGGACAUACGCAGGCGCGCGCUAGCGAAGGAGGCGCUGCUAACAGACGUCGCUCUCGGCGUCGUGCGUGUGACGUCCGCCGCCGAGGGGGUACGUGGCAGUGACGUCGACGGCCCGCCCUCCUUUCGGCUUGUUUGGUCGUUCGAUCCGGAGGCCGGUGUUCGGAACUGAGGAGGGAGGCAGCGCCUAGAGCUGGGUCCGGGUCCGCGAAGCCGGUGAGUCGGGGGUCCGCCUCUCAUAUAUGCCUCAGGCUUCGCCGUCGCCCCCCCCCGCUACUCUUGCCGAGCGCGGUGCUCCUCCGUAAAAGUUCCCCCACCCGGUGUGGUCCCCCCUCCCGCUUCAAAGAGUUCCCCCCUUUUUCAGGGACAGCGGCCGGAGCCCUUUCCCCCUUUGUGUGUCCCCGUGAAAUGUUUCCCCCUUCCCCACAGAUUGUGGUCUCCAAUCCCUUCUCUUUCGUGUCCUGCUCCAAAUCCCUCCCCCAGCCUAUUGGUCCAAGUCCUUCCUCUCGUGUGUCUUCACCCUCCCCUUUCUGACAGGAACGAAAGCUUUCCCCCCUCCUCCUUUCCUGGGUAUCAUUACGAAUUGAGGUCUCUCUCUCCCCCACCCCCCCCCUUCCAACUCUCCACUUUCCUCUUCCACAGAUACUGGUUGAAAACAUUUCCCUUCUUUCAACCUCACCCGGAUAGCUCAGUCGGUAGCAGAACAUGAGACUCUUAAUAUUAGGGGCGUGUGGGUUCGAGCCCCAUGUAGGGCAAUUUCUGCAUUCCAGGGGGUUGGACUAGAUGACCCCCGUAGUCCCUUCCAACUCUACAAUUCCAUGAUUCUAUGUAUGUGGCAGCCCCUCAAGAAAGGGCCAUAGCUCAGUGGUGGACCGUGAGGACUAGAAUCUUAAUUUGAGGGGAAGGGCCGUAGCUCGGUGGUUGAGCAUCUGCUUUGCAUCCAGAAGGUCCCAGUUCCCAGCAUCUCCAGGUUGGGCUGGGAGAGAGCACUUGUGUGAAACUUUGGACACCCACUGACUGUCAGUGUAAACAAUACUGAGUUUGGUAGGGCUGGCUCUGUAGAAGGCAUAAGAACAUUCUGCUGGAUCAGGCUACUGGUCCAUCUAGUCCAGCAUCCUGUUCUCAUGGUGGCUUAACGGAUGUCUCUAGGAAGUCCACAAGAACAAUUUGAGUGCACAGCACUCUCCCUUGCUGUGUUUUCCAGCAACUGAUAUUCAGAAUAAACCUGCCUCCAACUGGAGGUAGAACAUAGCCAUUAUGCCUGGUAAAUAUUGAUAGCCUUAUUAGCCAUGAAUUUGUCUAAUCCUCUUCUAAAGCCAUCCAACUUGGUGGCCAUCCCUGCCUCUUGUGGGAGCGAAUUUCAUAGUUUAACCGUGCACUGCAGAAAGAAAUACGUUCUUUUGCCUGUCCUGAAUCUUUUAACAUCCGGCUUCCUUGACUAUUUUCUAAUUCUAGUGUUAUGAGAGACGCAGCUUCCUAUGUUACUUUGUGUUUUACUUUCUGUUUUGGCUUAGCUUCAUCUAUGUUUUCAGAAGCAUCCCAAGCAGCCCGCAGUUUCCCUCGCUCUGACAAGCAACCCAUGUUGUCCCUUUCUGAGGGUGAUGGGGGAACCCCACUCUCCUUCCUGCCACCCUUACCCUACAAAUUAAUUGAGCUUUGGAGGGUGCAGUGCAACUACAGUAGUGCUUCUGGCUUUAAGAAAGGAAAGGAGGGUUGGAGCUGGUUAUCUGGCUAAGGGGUGGCCAAGGCUGUACUGCCGAGGGUCCAAAUAUACCCCAGACUUUCCCCGCUUUACUGGAGAGGGGAAGGCUGGAGAUGGAUAUUGGGAGACCCUGAGCUGAUGCUGUUCACAGUUUGAUGCUGAAGGGGUCUGAGUCCCACACUUGCACUGGGGUUUCCGAGCCCCUCUGAACCCCCAACACUACCGUAGGGGCCCUGCCUUCCUUCCUCUCAGUCCUGUAUGCCCUUCCCUGGGUGUAAGCCCCAUUGAAUACAGUGAGGCUUAUUUUCAGGUAAGAUUGAUUGAAGGAGAGGUACAGAAUCCCUGUGUUCCAAGGCUGGAUGUAAUUUGUUGGAUUCCUGGAUAGACUGUGUUUGAACAGGAAGUUACUUUUUGACAGUUAGUAGAUCUCUUCCUCUUCCACAACCCUUUCUAAUGCUUUCUUUUAAAGCUGUCCUAGCUAGUAGGCACUUCACCAAAACUUCAGGCAUUAAGUUUGAUAAGUUUUUAAAAUACUGAUUUUAUACAUAUUUGUCAUAGGAUAAACAAACAUACUGCAUUCAGGAAAAAAGUCAAAACAAAUAACUAUAGGUAUGCAAAGGUUUCCGAUUUGUUGGUCUUUUUAGGGUAUCCACUUUUAGUGGCGCAAGUUUUACUAGCUGCCCAUAUCCACAGUGCAAGUUUGAUUAAGUUAAUUGUUCAUUGUACUGCAUGAAAUAGCAUGCCUGUUCCAAACCUGCUGACUCUGAGAAGGGGAAACAGUUUCUCUUUCUCCACUCUUUGUUAGACAAUUUGUAAUAAUAGAAGUUGCUGUAAUAUUUCCUCCCCUCUCCCAGACAGUUUUUUUUCUAUAAAAAAGAAAGCCCCACUUGACUUCUCUUUUCCUUAUAGGAAAAGUGCUCCAGCCCUUUGAUAAAUGUAGUCAUUCUUUUCUGCACCUUUUCCUGUUCACUUAUAUUGUUUCUGCACAGUAUUUCAAAUGCAGCUGCAUUGUAUAUUUAUGUUAAGCAGGGUCAGGGGAUUCCAGCUCCCAUCAGCCCCAGCCAAUAUGUCCACAAUUAGUUUAUUCCUGCCGAUUGGAUACCACUCACUCUGGUAUCUUUGAAGGUUAACGGUGAUCUAAAAGUGCUUCUUAUAAAUAUAGUGAAUGAUAAAGCGUAUGCUACAAUAAAUCUGUCUCCUUAUAUCGCCACAAAACUCUUUGUUAUUUGUGCCAGCAAGGUGGUGGUUUGGAAGACUGAUAAUCUUCUGUUAUUGCUAAGCGAUUCAGAACUUGUGGGGAGAGUAGAUGUUAGUUCAGGGGUAGGCAACCUAAGGCCCGUGGGCCGGAUGCGGUCCAAUCGCCUUCUCAAUCCAGCCCACGGAUGACCCAGGAAUCAGUGUGUUUUUACAUGAGUAGAAUGUGUCCUUUUAUUUAAAAUGCAUCUUUGGAUUAUUUGUGGGGCAUAGGAAUUCAUUCAAUCCCCCCCCCAAAAAAUAUAUAUAGUCCAGCCCACCACAUGGUCUGAGGGACGGUGGACCGGCCCACAGCUGAAAAAGGUUGCUGACCCCUGUGUUAGUUCAUACAACCACAAAGCAGCCAGAUUCUCACUUGCCCAAUUGGUAUCACUACUUGGGCCUUUGUGAAAUCUAAAUUUCCUCCCACUGAAUUAGGAGUGGUAGUUUUUCGAAUCCAAAAGGAAAGCAGUGGAACUUAGGAAUCUCUUGGAUUCGUACUGAGCACUGUGGGGGAAGAAGCCGUUGCUAGUAGUUUAGAGCAGUUUGUCCUAGGGCACUGGGUGCCUUCGUUUGUUUUUCAGCUUAGUUCUGGUGGUGAUCAGAGUUAACAUAAAAACACAGAAGGAGCCUGGCUGCUGGCUCAGACCAAAUGACCUGUCUUGUCCAGCAUGUGGCCACUCAGAUGCCCCAGUGGGAAGCCUACAAACGGGACCUGCAUGAAACAGAACUCUCCCCGUCGAUGGUUUCUAGAAACUAGUAUUUAGACACUUAUUGCUUCUGACAGUGGAGAUAGUAGCCAUUGACAGUGGGUUAGUAGCCAUUGGUAGCCUUAUCCUGGUAGCGAGGGUGUGUAUGUGUUGGGAGCCAAGUGGCAGGACAAAGUGGUCUGCUUCAGGAGUGGUGGGGAUUGGUGUCUGAACAGUGCAGCAAAUACUUUUUGUGUUGGCCCUACUGGAGUGGUUGUGGUGCCAUUUAGGCUCUGCUUCAGACAGGAAGAUGUUUUGUUUUUUGUUUGUUUGUUUGUUUUUUAAAUGAUAUUUAUUAAAAGUUUAAGAAUUACAGGAGAAAAAAAAGAAAUACAAUAAAGUAGCAAAAAAUACCAAUAACAAAACACAUAAAACAUAUAAAAACCAUACAAUAGUAGAGCAAAAAAAAAAAACAGACAAAAAAAGAAGCUAAAAAACACAUCCAAUAUUCCAUAUCUUUACCUUUCCUUAACUUAUUUCAUCGACCUCCUCACACCUCCCUUUUUUUGUAUUCUAGUUCAAUUCACUAUUUCAGCAAGUUCUUCCCAUCUUUCUCAAUUUUGAUUCUGUAGUUUUAACGAAUUAACCUUAAAUUUUUUCAAUUUAACCCAAUGUCAAUCAACUUUUACUUAAUUCUUUGUUGCAUUUCUACUAAAACCAUGUUAAUUCAUUCCCGCAUCCCUCUAACACUCAUUAAUUUUACAAUGUUUCUGUAAGUAUACUUUAAAUUUUUUCCAAACUUCUUCCACCGACUCAGACAGGAAGAUGUUUUGGGCCAGCACUGCUAUGUUCUUAAAAGCCACAAUAUAUCAGUCAAAAAUACUACAAAUUCUGUGACAAAAAAUCAAAACUCUUAGUUUAUGAACUAAUAAGAAAUUCUAGAAAUAUAUCACGUGUAUUCAAGGACAGGGAGGAAAACACCUUUCGAAAGAAGGUUGGUGGGCGGGAUGUAGAGGCUUUUACAAUGAAAUAUAUAAAUAUAAAGUAACAUAUAAUAUGCAAAUUAGCAGUUAUCUCAGUGAAGUAAAUCUAAAACCCCUGGACAGAGAUCAAUGAAGUUAUCUAUGUGAAUCUAUAGCAGAAAAUGAAGUAGGAAAAAUCCCCUUAAAUUAAAACCUGCAAACGCCCCAGGAUUAGAUGGCUUCACCUCCUUUUUUUUUUUUUUUACAAAAUGUUUAAGGAGCAAGUUUCCUAAAAUGGGGAGGCUAUUCAACUUUAUGCUCUGGGGGUGUCAAGUACCUGCCACUUGGAAGGAAUCGUAGGUGAUUGAAUUUCAGAAACCUGAGACAGAUGCCAUUUUUGUAUACUAGUAUUGACCUAUACCACUAAUUUAAAAAGAUGCAAAGAUUUUUAGGAAACUUUUGGCAGACGGGUUGACAUCCACUUCUCUUAUCCACAAUUGUAGACACAGAUCAAGUAGACUUUGUUAAGGAGCAGCAUAUAGCUGAUCCUAUUAGGAUAUUAAUGCAAUCUACCUGGGGCAGGGGGAACCAAGAAAAGUAACACUGAUAGUAUCAUUCUAGAAAAGCAUUUGACAGUUUGGGCUGGGAGAAUUUAUUCAGCUUGGUUCAGAAACUUCAGGUAGUGCAGAAUUCGGUGACCGGGUUGUUCGCUGGGGCAAGGCAGUUUGAGCACAUUACACCAAUCCUGGUCUGACUGCACUGGGGACCAGUUAGCUUCUGGUCCCAUUUCAAAGUGCUGGUUUUGACAGAGCCGUAAAUGGUUCAGGACCACAAUACCUCAAGGACUGCCUCUCCCCAUAUAAACCUACCCUGAGAUCAUCCUCUGAGGCCCUUCUUUGUGUGCCUCCUCCCCUCAAGGUCCUCAGGGUGGCAACACAAGAAGAGGCCUUUUCUGCAAUGGCUCCCUACCUGUGGAACACUCUCCCCAGGAAGAUUCGACUGGCGACUUCAUUAUACACCUUUAUGCACCAGAUUCUGUGAAACUAGUUGCUAGAAAUCAGCCUUGGGCUGAUUUACACAUGACGCCCUUUUAAAGUGUGUUGUGAGAGGGGGGAUUAUUUGUUUGCUUUUGUUCUUAUUUUUAUUAUGUGCUUUGCAUUUUCUAUAUUGUCAUUUUGUGUCGUGGACUGCCCUGAAAUCUAUGGGUAUAGGGCAGUAUACGGAAUUAAUUAAUUAAUUACCGUAUUUUUCGCUCUAUAAGACGCACCAGACCACAAGACGCACCUAGUUUUUGGAGGAGGAAAACAAGAAAAAAAUUAUUCUGAAUCUCAGAAGCCAGAACAGCAAGAGGGAUCACUGCGCAGUGAAAGCAGCAAUCCCUCUUGCUGUUCUGGCUUCUGGGAUAGCUGCGCAGCCUGCAUUCGCUCCAUAAGACGCACACACAUUUCCCCUUACUUUUUAGGAGGGGAAAAGUGAGUCUUAUAGAGCAAAAAAUACGGUAAUACUAUAUCCGUUAUUAGAAAAGUUGUAAUUUCCCACAAUAUUUGUAACUGUUUUGAAAAACCUGUUUGAGAAUUCUCAGAGAACUAUCAGACUUAACGGACAGGACCCCCCCCCCCCCAAGAUUCAGUAUACAGAGUGGUACCCUUUGCCACCCCUGCUUUUUGCCAUAUCCCUGGACUCUUUGGCUACCAAAGUUAGGGGAGAUGAUUUGAUUAAAGGAGUAUCAGUGGAAGGAGUGGAACAAAAGCUUAACCUAUUUGCAGAUGAUAUCAGGGUUAGAAAAACCAAAUAUAUCCUUACCAAAUGUUCUUGAAGACGUUUUGUUAAGGUGAAAUCUCGGGAAUGGGAUCCAUCUACAAAAAGUCAGAGAUGUUGCCUUUCAAUAUCGCACAACUGGAUAAAUUGCGCCAUAACCAAUCCAAAAUUAAAUUGUGCUAAAAGCAAAUAAAGUAUCUUGGAGUAAUGAUUACAAAAAGUUGGAAACAGUUAAAGAAAAAGAACAAUAGGCCUUUCAUCAAAUACAUAUAAUUAGAUCCCUCAAACUGGCAACAUAGUUGGGAACGGUCACUACUGUACAAAUAAUUAUCUUACCUAAGUUAAAAAUGUUAUUCCAAGUCCUUCCUUUCUGUACUGAUCUGCCUGCUUUUGAAAGAUUUUAGAAUCUCUUAAUUUAAUCAUCCAAGCAAGCAAGACUGCCAACAUAUACAAAUCGACAUAUUGGCGGGGGUGGGGAGCAUUCCACCAAAUUUAUGACGCAGCCCAUGUAUGAAAUGUAAUUCUAAUGAUGAAACAGACCUCUCACAUUUGUUGUCAAUUUAUUUUAAAUCCCUUGGCUGUAGCACAUCUCUGACUUUGAAAUUAUGGUCACUCUCUGAUCUCCCCAAUUGCUCCUUUCUGUUACCAUCCCUUGUUCUUACAUCAAAAGAAAAGAAAUACAGCCCAAUGGUUAUAAACAGAAGGGAUUGCACACGAUAAGAUACCUUUACAGAGAUUUAAAAGCUCUAACAGGAGCCCAAGGAAAAGAAAAACUGGGAGAACUGGAAACAAGCUGGCUGCCCAUACAUCAACCUGCACGUUCCUUGGCUAAUCACACAGUUCUUUCUCAAGCAAAUAGACUGUUAAAGCCCAUUGAACAAUUAAUUUUAAGUUCAGUGUGACCUCCCAAGACUCCCCCCCCCCCUAGUAUUUAUAUGAUUAUUUGUGACCUGAUGAGAAGUUUAACCUGACUGAAAACAAUAUGGGAAAUUGUGAAAUUAAUUCUCAAGAUUGGCAAAAUGUUUUUUAUUUUUUGAUGGGAGGGUUAGAGCUUUAAAUCAGUAACUGCUAAAAGCAGAUAAUAUUUUUAUGGUUUUCAUGUUUGGAAUAGUGUGUGUGUAUGGAAUAUUGACCCCCCCAUAAAAAUAAUUGUAUUGGUCACUGAUGCUCCUGUGGGAGGAAGGGUGAGAUAUAAAAUUAAUAAAUGCAAUAAUAAACACCGUACUUGAAAGGGUUGCAGGCUUUAAGUCAGUGGUGGAACUAUUGGCUCUCCAGAUAUUGAACUGCAGCUCCCAUUAUCCCUGUCCACUCAGCUGCUACCUGGAUCAUGGGAAGUUGAGUCUAACAACUUUUAGAUUGCUCCUUGUGGAUUUAAGUGUUUUUACAAUGGGGUGGGGAAGCCUGUCUGGUGCAAUUUGAGAGCAAGGUUGAAGUUUUCAUUGCCGGGCGCUGAUGACCAUCUCUCUCUCUCUCUCUCUCUCUCUCUCUCUCUCUUUCUUUCUUUCUUUCUCUCUCUCUCUCUCUCUCUCUCUCUCAGCACCAGGUUAUGAGCCUCCAUGAAUACGAGGAGACGCCACGGCUCUAGAAACACGGAGCAGGGCGUUUACCUGGGACCUUCCCAGACGCAAGUUCUGCCCCCGCUCACUGCCACCCCUGCCCCAAGCCCAGUUGCGCCACCUCCUCCACAGUGGGACACCAUGUCAUGUCAAGAUCGCACCCAGGAAUUUCUCUCCGCCUGCAAGUCCUUGCAGAGCAGACAGGUGAGGGCCACUGAAGGCUGAGUUGGAGGCAAGCGGAUUUGGAUAGACCUAACUCUUGCGGCCAGUGUGCAGAACUCCUGCAAUUACACCUCUCUAGGCUGGGGGCCUGAUAGAGACAGCUGUAAAUCAAGGCAUGGGAAUGGGUGGAGGAUGCCCUGAGCCUGUCACAUGCGCUGUUCCCGAUGUUAACUAAGGGCCAAGUGAGAUGAGACAUUAACAGCAAUUAAUGUGCAUGAUUUGUGUGCGUGCGUGAGAGUAAUUGAAUGAAUGGGAGUGUGUGAGUGAAGCAUGGCCUGGAUCCCAGGAAAGGGGAGUUUCACUUUCCCUAAUUUUCUUGGUGCUGAUGAAAAUCCACCAGGGGCACCUCCCCUGCCCACCAAGCUUCUGUUAAGUCCCAGGAAGGAAGUUUCCAUUGCCACAAAUGGAGACUUUCCUCUCAGUGCCUUUUCUAGUGUUUAACGUCACGUUAUGUAAUUGUGAUUUUUAAAAACCUGUUUUAUUGUUAAAUUUGUACACCUCAUUGAGAAUGCUUAUAACAGGAUACUGGGAUUAUUUUAUUGGGUAUUUUAAUUAUGGGUGUUUCACAUUGUAAUGUUUUAAAUGGGAUUGUUUUGUUGUGUAUUUUAACGAUCAAUCUUUAUAUAUGUUUUGUUUGCGUAACUGGCCUUUAUACAGCAAUAAUAUGUAGUAUAUAUAGUGGUAACUUGAUACUUGAACAGCUUGGCUGCUGAACAAAUCAGCUCCUGAGCAAAUCGGUUCCCGAACUCCGCAAACCCGGAAGUAAGUGUUCCGGUUUGUGAAUGUUUUUCGGAAGCUGAACUUCUGACAUGGGUUCCGCUUGAGUGCAGGAAUCUCCUGCAGCCAAUCAGAAGCUGUUCCUUGGUUUUCAAACAGUUUCGGGAGUCGAACGGACUCCCAGAAUGGAUUAACUUCGAGAACCAAGGUACCACUGUAAGUAAUUUUAUAAGCUUAAGUGGCAGGUUGAUUAUUGUUAACGUUAUCGUCACCAUAAUCAAUUUAUGAUUGCAUUCUACACUUAUUGUCAAUGCAAUGUAUAACAAAACCAGCAAAAUAACCAGAUAAAACACAAAACCCAGCAGAUACACUUAAAACAAAACUGAAACUAUACCCCCCAAAAAAGACACUCGUGGCAUAGAUCCAUUUCUCCAGUGGAGAAAGCCUGUUGGAGCAAAAAUGUCUGCUAUUGGAAAGUACUGGAAAGUACAGAUAGCGGGGCAUCAUUGUAUCCUGAAAGGAAUGCCAUUCCACCAACACGGGCAGCCACCCUAAAAGCCCUGCUCUGAGCUACUGUGGGGUGGGCUUCUGAGAUCUUUAGAACUUGCAGAAGAAAUUCUCCCACAGACUGCUGGAAUUUCCUGGGUACAUAAGGUUGGCAUCUAAAAAUGCUGGAGACCCCCCAAAAAUAAAGUUGCUUCUUUUUGUACCGGGCCAUUGUGUUGUUUGUUGGGAGACAGGGAGCAAAGCGUGGCUGGUAUUCUGACAGGUGUAGGUAGAUUUUUUUCCACCUGGGAGAAGUUGGACCAGUAAAAAGAGAAGUGUCCAGGGAUUACUCUUUCUUUCAUAUUUUUGUUUAUUCUUAACACAGUCUCAGUUGUCUUUCAUUUUCUUCUUUUUUCAGAAUGGGCUUCAGCCAAACAAGCCAGUGCUGAACGCCAUUCGGCAAAGAAGCGAAUUCACUGUCAUGGCCAAGUGAGUUUAUCAACCCAUCGCUUCAUGGGGACGUUUCAGGGACAUAUGAGAAUGUAGCACUGCAGGAGGAAUCCAGAGAAAUAGGUUUUCCCUAUACAGUGUUGGGAGCCCAGCUCCACAGCCAGUAAGGUCAAGCACUCAUGGCUGGUGAGAUGGCAGGUACUGGAAGCAGGGAGUAGGGGUUAAGUUGGUAAGCGGUUGGAAACAUGGAGGACAAGCUUGGAGGAGGGCUGGGGAAUCUGUGGUCCUCCAGGUGUUGCUGAACUACAGCUCCCAUCAGCCCUAGCUGCUAUGACCAACAGUUGAAGACAAUUGGAGGUUCCCUAGCCCUUGCAAGAGGUCUGUGAGAUCUCAACGAAACUUGGAAACCACAGCUGCUUCUCCUUGCUUCUCUUGCAGCAGUGGGGGGCAGGCGAUAUGCGUGGGGGCUCUGGAGAAGUGAGGAGAAGCAGUAUUGAGAGGUCCAUGAGAUCUUGCUGUGGAGUCCAGUAGCUGCAGCCACUUCUCCUUGCUUUUCUGGCGGUGGCUCCAGAGAAGUGAGGAGAAGCAACAGGGAGAUCUUGCAAGAGCUCUGUGAUAACCUGCCCGAAGCCACUACCACUUUUCCGACGGUGGGCAAGGCCUUUUGAAAAUGUGGAAUGUCGAAAUCCAGCACACAGGGGUGGUCCAACACUGUGCAUAAUAACUCCUUGCCCCUUCCAGUUUUAAGAUUUGUUAGUUUCGUGUAACUUGAACACCUGCUGAUAAAAUGAAAAUGUAGGCAAGGCGGUUGAGUUCUGCAUCCGUUGUUGUUAAUUUCAUUUUUUUUUUUUUUUGAAUAAUUUUUAUUAAGUUUCCAAUUAACAAACCAAUCUUAUCACAUUAGUUAUACCUAAUUAUACCAAUACAUAAUGCACUCCAAAUAAUUAGCCAAAUUUUAAAUUUUUGUUGGGGGUACCCAUGCUUCGAGUUCAGUAAGUUGUUGUUAAUUUCAACUCCUUGUGAUUCUCAGGCGGAUUGGGAAGGACCUCAGCAACACUUUUGCCAAGCUGGAGAAGCUAACAAUCUGUGAGUAUUUGGAGUGUGGAUGAAGCUGGAGCCUACUGUGGGGAGUGGGAGAAACCGAUCCACAUCACACCGUUACUGGCUGAGUUUUGACUUGUCAUUUGAUGUAGAUGAAAAGCUGGGGAGGUGUUGGGAUGCCAGGGGAGUGGUGUACACAGUGGUUGACACAGAAUGCUGUGCUUGGACGAAGGCAGGGAGCUGGGCUGAGAGCAACUGUGGCACCUUAGCUUGUCCUGUCUAGGACAAGCUUCCACUUCCAUAACGUGGAAGUCACAAGUGAAGGGAGAGGGGCCGGGCUUGGUUGGUGAGAAUGGGAGUUAAUAUAGAGGGCUGGGAGCCUCAGGGCCUCGUGAUCUAACCCUCAGGACUGUACCCAGUUCAUCUCUCCCCUUAUGGGCCUUACUUCAAACCUACCUUGAGUGUUUCUGCCUGGGCUGUGUCCUUUAGCUCUGAUAACACCUCUUGCCUCCUUGAACCAAAGGCAUAGGGAGGUGUGUGUGCAGAAACUAUCCCACUCUACAAAGGUUACAUUGAUCUGCCUGUUUUUGCUUCUGGUCCCACCCACCAUGUGGCAUGUGGCUCCUGGAAGGUUGCCCAGAGGGGAAUGUGGCCCCCAGACUGAAAAUGGGUUAAUGCGCUACACUUUUCUGUAUCUUCAGUGGCCAAGCGGAAAUCUCUGUUUGAUGACAAGGCGGUGGAGAUUGAGGAGCUGACUUACAUCAUCAAGCAGGUGAGCUAGAGGGCCUCCUCUGUCCUGCUCCUCCUUUGGCUGCCUUCGCUUUUCAUUCCGUUGCAUCACUUGGAAUGGCCAUUGGACGGGGAAGGAAAGCCAAGCAAGUGCCAGAGAACGUGGGAGGCAGCACUGUGGUGUGUCAUGCUUGCUGGUUGCCACCUCCUCCUCCACCUCCAAGCUCUCUUAAAGGGGCAGUCUCCUGAUUUAGCGCCUCUUGGCAACCUCAUGUUGCCUCUUCAGGCAGUUCCUCUUUCUCUCUCUCUCAACAGGACAUCAACAGCCUGAACAAACAGAUCGCACAGCUGCAAGAGUUUGUCAAGGCGAAAGGCAGCCAGAGUGGGAGGCACGUGCAAACUCACUCCAACACCGUGGUGGUGUCACUGCAGGUCAGGCCUGAGGCAGAGGGUUGAAAAAAUGCAAGCCUAAAAGUUUGCGGGCCUUAAUGUCUUCAGAGCCAGAGGGCUUCCCCCAUCCCAAAAGAACAGGACUUGGGUACUGUAGAUAGCUCAUUUCCCCCCCACAACUCAGAAGCAAUAGAAUAAAUUCUGACAGCUUGGAAAAUAAUAUGCAUAAUUUAUUCAGCUUGCAGAAGUCAUCUUUUUUUCUGGAUGCAGAAUUUGGAGGUAUACUGUUCAUGCAUCCCUGCUUGCCUUUUGGAUAUUUUGGGAUUAGCAGCAGUGACAGGGUCUGGAUGUGGGAAUAGGUUUUCUCUGGCCAGAGAGGGUGGCAGGAAGGUCAGAUUUUGCCUUCCUCACUCUUCUUCCCUUCCCUUCUUUUCCAGUCCAAGUUAGCCUCCAUGUCCAACGAUUUCAAGUCUGUUCUGGAGGUGCGGACAGAGGUAAGUUGCUUGUAAGCCACCAAUAUCAAACUUUGCUAAAGUGAGCUUCCGUCGUUUUAGCUGCCUCACACAACAUAUGGCAGCUCUUGACUACACCCCCCCACCCUAUAAACACAAUUAUAAAAUGAAUGCGUUAUCAACCCUGAUCAAAGGCAAAAGCAAAUGGAGACUGCCUAAAUUUGAACCUUUGUUAUCUAUAUUGUUAUCCCUUGUUUGGAGAAAAAUGCACUAAAAAAAAGCGGAAACCACAGUGUCAAGUUUCCAUGAGAGGUGGUGAAAAGUCUGUGUAAAUUGUACAACCUACAACCUUAUGGAUCACCACCACUAGAUGUGAAGCAAGCUUGGGAAACCUUUGGGCCUCCAGAUGUUGCUGAAGUACAACUCGCAUCAGCCCCAGUGGCCAUGGAUGAUGUAGUUCAAGCAAUGUCUGGAGAGCCAAUGUUUCCCCACACCUGGAGGAGCUAGUGAUAUUAUGCAAUGGGCAAUGGGAUGAUAGGGAAACUUUAACUUGUGCACAUUAAGACCCACCGGCCUGAGUGCCUUGAUUGCUUGGCCUGCCCUAACCCUCCCAACUUCCUUCCCCAGAACCUUAAACAGCAGAAGACUCGACGAGAACAGUUCUCCCGCCCCCCGGUCUCCGCCAUUCCCCUCGCCGCAAGCAAUCUAGGUGAGUCGGAGCAGGGAGUCCCCUGGUGCCAGAGGGAACUGGAAAGUGGUGCUGCAGGUACCCCAUUGAAGGAGGGAAGGUGGGGUUGAAAUGAGGUGGGGGAAGCAGUCUGACCUCGCUGGCUGAUGUCCACAGGUGGCUCCGCUAUGCUUCAGGACGAACGACGGCACUCGGGGGACGUGGCUAUUGACAUGGACAACCGGGCCAGCCAGCAGCUGCAACUCAUCAACGAGCAGGUGCCUUGGCAGGGGGAGUGGGUGGGCCUGCAGACGUUUGCACUAAAAAUAAGGGGUGUGAAGCAAUGGGAGAGGCUGACUGGCUUUAUUUCGGGUGUUGUCAUUCUUUAGCUUCCCAUGGUUGAGCUAUAGGAUAAGAAACAUCUGUCUACAAACAAAAGCACUCAUGAACAUUCAUGUCCCUGGUGGAACUCCCUGUUUCUUCUGAGCAGCUUUGCCCUCUCUCCUUUGGCAGCCUUGCUAAUUGUAGCCUAUUGGCUUGGGGGAGCCUGUCAGAAUUGAACUGUCUGCUACUUGCAUAGCCUUCCUUUGGGUUCUCACAUCACACUAACGCAGGGAUGGGGAGCCUGGUGCCUGCAAGCUGUUGUUGGGACUCCAAUCCCCAUCCUUCCCAGUCAUUAUGGCCAGUAGUAAUGAGAGUUUUACUUCCAAGACCACCUGGAGAGCCUGACAGGUUUCCAACCCCUGUCCUAGACACACAUCCCAACCAGUCAGGGAUCAAAUAUUAAAUGAACUUACAGAGGCAUGAAGCAAAGAUAGAGGCUGUGGCCUUCCAGAUGUUGUUUAACUUGAGUUCCCAUCACCCCCAGUCAGCAUAGCCAGUGGUUAGGGAUGAUGGGAGUUGUAGAUGGGAGUUGUCGCCAAAAACACCUGGAGGGUACCAAGCUGCCGAAGGCUGCUCUGUAUCAUCAGUAUUGACCACCACAUGGCUUCCUUGCAGUUGUGCCAUAUCCACAGAUCUGCCUGGUAACAGUGGUACAGAAAAGAGAGCAGGCAGUCAUAGAAUUGUAGAGUUGGAAGGGACUCUAAGGAUCAUCUGUUCCAAACCCCUUGCCCACAUCACCCGUUCCUCUUUUGUAGGAUACGUACAUCCAGAGCCGGGCAGACACCAUGCAGAACAUCGAGUCUACUAUCGUGGAGCUGGGCUCCAUAUUCCAGCAGUUGGCGCAUAUGGUUAAAGAACAAGAGGAGACCAUCCAGAGGUAGUGGGCAGGGGAGAAAAGCUCUGUUCCUCUCGAGGCAGCCAGCGGAUUGCAGCACAAGGGUUGUUUGGGAGGAGGCUUGUGGGGAAGAGCCUGACUGCUGGAUCAGGCCCACCAAGUCCAGCUUCCUGUUCCCUCCUUGGCAAGCUGGGCCUGAGCGCAGCAGCGACUCUCCUUCCCACUUGUGAUUCUUAGCAACUGGUACACAAGGGCAAACCACCCCCAACAGACAGAGAUGACCCUUAGCGGGGCGACUCACAAAUGUUGGGUUCAUCGCUUGACAACUGCAGCCAGCAACCAGCUGCUGCAAAUCAAAAGGGGUGGCGUUACACUGGCCUGAUACGUGCAAAAUGCACUGUAUGUUAUUUCAUUAAGAAUCCUGGGAGGCAACUUAGUGUUGCUGUUUCCAUAGGUCUAGUUACAGGUAGGUAGCCGUGUUGGUCUGCCGUAGUCGAAACAAAAUAAAUUCCUUCCAGUAGCACCUUAGAUACCAACUAAGUUUGGGCUUUCGUGUGCAUGUGUGUGUAUCUGAAGAAGUGUGCAUGCACACAAAAGCUCAUACCAAUAACAAACUUAGCUGGUCUCUAAGGUGCUACUGGAAGGAAUUUAUUUUGUUUCCAUAGGGUUAUUCCUCCUCCCCUAGAGGCAAGAAGCAAGCUGGCAGCUCCUCCUGAAGGCUUCACCUGCCCUUUCCCCCCCUUUUUUGCCAAUCCUGUAGAAUUGACGCCAACGUGGAAGAUGCUCAGCUUAAUGUUGAAGGCGCCCACACGGAGAUCCUGAAAUAUUUCCAGUCCGUCACAUCCAAUCGGUGGCUGAUGGUGAAAAUCUUCCUCAUCCUUAUUGUCUUUUUCAUCAUCUUCGUGGUGUUCCUGGCCUGAUGGUGGAGGCGGCUCAACCGCCCACCACCAGCUCCUCCUCCUCCUGCAAGAGCCGCGUUGGGACGCUGGACUCUUCUGUUCUCUUUGUAGCCGGCCUGGGGGCAGAGUCAUCACUGCUGCCCACCAUGUGCCUGGUGCCGAAAGGGGGCCCAUCCUCGCUCAUUUGUGACUCUCUCUUUUUUGGCUGCGGCUCUCGGCCUGGAGCGGGGGCCACCCCAAUCGGAGUGCAAUAGCAUUUGGACUACGCUGUGAAGGGCUCUGCCCCAACAAACCCCCUUCUGCUCCCCAGAUGGGAUACAAUCCAAUGUGGGGGCAUGUCUGUAUGUAGCGGGACCAGGAUCUUGCAUCUCUUCCCCUCCUCUGUUCUAUAUAUUUGCCCUUCCCCUUUGGGACUAAACAAAACAACAACACACUAACAGAACCCCUCCCUUCCCCUUUUAAAAUAUUACUGAUACAUUGGUGUGAGGUUUCAACUUCCCAGCACGGGCUCCCUCUCACAAUUUGUUGGGGAGGCAGCUGUAUCUCUAAAGUUGCAAGGCUUCUCUUGUCUUUUCCAGAGGGCUGUGGGCCUGAUAGGGGUUUCUCCCCACUCCCUGUUUUCUAUAUUUAAGUUUCUUCCUUGCUGCUGCCUAGGCAUAGAGAGCUCCUGUGUGCAAGGAAGGUUCUCUGAGUCUCCCGUUUUAGACAGAGGCAAAUCAAGAGGCAGCCUUCCUCGUUGCGUCUCCUGCUCAAGGGAGAGAUUUCUCACUGUGGCUAAUUUAGGCAGACCAAAUAUGUUUCCCCCUGUGGCUCCGAUCCUCCUGGCUGACGGAAGUCAGCAGGGCUUGGGCAGAGACACUGACGCCUCUUUUAGUUGCCAGGCACCCUACCUCUCCCUCUCUGAAAACAGAUCUAACUCUCUAGUGCCUCCUCCCUGCUGUCAAACGGUUCAGGCUCACCCCCCCCCAAAAAAAAAAAGAAGUGGAGAAAGUGUCCUUGCUACCCCAACCUUACUAAUCAUUAUAAGCUAGUUGCUACUGAUAUAACUGCUAAGCUCUAAUCCUUCUCUUCCCCUGCCCCAACCUCUUUUUCGUUAGUAGCCUAUGCUAAGGCCAUUUCAACCCCCUGGCCUGGUUAUGGUGGCUGAGCAGGAACCCACCUUAAUGUCACCACCACACCUCCUUUUUUGUUUUUAGGUGGGUGGGAUUUUGCCCACCCCCCACCCCUCCCCAGUUGCAAUGGCCUUAACAUUCCACUGUCAGUUUCUCCUGUGCCCUUUCAGAUGAACGGGGGGGGGGGGGUAGGGGGAACCUGCUUGUCUGUCAUUAACCAGUGUGAGAUGGUGGUGCUACCCUGUGAUCUAGAAGAGAGAGUAGCACCGGCUCUUGCCUGAAAGCUAUUUUUUAAAAAAGCUUUACUUUAAAAACAACAACAACGGAGUCUUCUGCCCAUUCUGUUGCUGGCACACUAGCCUGGAUUGCGAACACUUUUAUCUGCUUAUGCCAGCCUGGGCCAAGCUGGUACACGCCAGCGUAUUGUGGGCCACAGCUCCCAUCUUCCCCAGUCAGCAUGAGUGGCUGGGGCUGAUGGCAGUCGUAGUCUUAAAAACCCCGGAGUGCAUCAGCUCGUCCACGGCUAGCUUAACACUUUGCCAAGAUUAGCUCCCCAGUCUGUGUUGCAAUUAAAAUCUACAUGAAGAUACAGCAUAAAUGAGUGGGGUGCAGUUUCUUCUGGGCCUUGGCCACUGGUCGUACAGUCCAUCUUCCCAGCUCUUCCUUCCAGGGGAAUGUAGCAGAAAGAGCUGCGGCGGGAGGUUCUGGCUGAGAUUUUUCCGGCCCCUAAGGAAGCUCCUUUGUGCAAGUCAGGCGAGUUGGUUAAUUUAACUUGGUACUGAUUCUGCAUCCAACACUGGCUUGCUUGGCUCUCAGGCAGAGGUCUGUCCUAGCAGAGGCAUUAGAAUCCAGCUCUCCCUUGCCAAACAAGUAUAGUCAGCAGGUGUUCUUCCUGAUUGAAAAUGCUCAGAAUAGCGCCUAUCUUUUAUUGGUUGAAUUUGCUUAGAUUGAAUUCGACCCACCCUCCAGAUAUUGGGCUCCCCUCUGCCCCAGCCAGUGAGGCCAAAGGUCAGGGAUGAUGGGAGUUGUCCAUACAGAAAUAUCUGGAGGGCUGUUUGUUACCCUUGAACUACCAGGUGUGGCCAACUCCCAAGAGAUUGUGAUCUACUUUCAGAAUUUAAAACUGGCAGUGAUCUAGCCCCGGUUUUGGAGGGUUCUGAUCAAAUUUGUUGAGCUUUUUUGGGGGGAGCCUAAGCUUUUUUUGGGGGGGGGAGAGCUGCCAGGAUCUACCAGUGAUCUUCCACAGACAUCCGGUCAUCUACCAGUAGAUCACGAUCUACCUGUUGGACGUGCCUGAACUAGACAGUGUUGCUGCAGGCCAAUCUACACAGGAUCCUUGAGUUAUAUUGGUGGGCGGAAGCGGAGAAAGAAAGCAUGACAGAACAUCAAUAGCAGGCCGGAAAAUAUUGCAGCUUUGACUGGGAGCUCCAGGUGGGUGGAAAUUAGGUCAUGAUUUUAUGAGUCUCCAACUUAGACUAUGUAAGGUAAGGCCUUGGAAACAUCAAUUUGCCAUCCUGCUGGGAGAAGCUGUGUAAUCCCUUCCUCACCCCGGGGUGUAGGGACCUAGAUGCAGAGCCAGGGCUUGGCUUUGUGCCUGCAGUCACCACUGAGCGAUGUGAAGUCAUAACUUCUGAGCAUGGGGCGAGUGCAAUUCCUACAGGUACACCUUAAAUAACCACCCCAUACACAGCUCUUCCCUAUCUAAGCGAAGGAGAAUGCUCUUGCUACAAGAGCAAUUCUCACUUUAGAAACAAAGUACUGUGGUUUUUUUUAAAGGCACAAAGAUAAGCUCAGCAUGGGAGGGAGAGAACAUUUUCAGUUUUGUCUUUAGGCAGCAGGUGGGCACUACGAAUUGCUCAUAGUCCUUGAGUCUUGUGAAAGACUCAAGAGGAUGUGUGUUGGAUAAACCUCACCACAGAUGAAAGUACAGUGGUACCUCGGGUUACAUACGCUUCAGGUUACAGACUCCGCUAACCCAGAAAUAGUACCUCGGGUUAAGAACUUUGCUUCAGGAUGAGAACAGAAAUCGUGCUCCGGCAGCGCAGUGGCAGCAGGAGGCCCCAUUAGCUAAAGUGGUGCUUCAGGUUAAGAACAAUUUCAGGUUAAGAACGGACCUCUGGAACGAAUUAGGUACUUAACCUGAGGUACCACUGCAGUAAGAGUUACACCACUGCGAUCUUUAUUGGCCUGCUUUGUAUAAGGUGGUUUUUCACUUAAAAUCUACAAUGCAAAAAUAUAGGGAACUUUUAGCAUUCUAGAUGCUGCUGGAUUACAAAUUUCAUCAUCCCUGAGCAUUGGCCAUGCUGCCAGAGGCAGAUUUACAUUAUUUUUAUGCCUCUUUUACAUGUUUCCUUUUAACUCAGAGGCCCCCAAAGCAGCAAACGGAAUAUGAAUACAAAAGAGAAUGCAAUAAAAGUAC